Molecule: messenger RNA, 399 nt
Organism: Colletotrichum lupini
Lineage: Eukaryota; Fungi; Ascomycota; Sordariomycetes; Glomerellales; Glomerellaceae
Exons: 4
Coding region: 1-399 (132 amino acids)
Source: RefSeq, a predicted model, not a curated record
AUGCCGUCAAACCAUAAGCAAGGCGGCAAGGCCUGGAAGGGUUGCAUCACUGAAGUUCUUACAAAAGCCGAGGAUGAGCGCGAGGCUUCCUGUAUAUUCGUUGUCUUAAUUUUUUGUGUAGGUUGGACCCCGUACAUAUCAAGAGUUUUAAGUGGCCGUCUUACAAACUCGCAUUUUCUGAGUACAUACAAGAAACCUAGAAGAACAAUUGUGUCACGGAAAGUUGAACUCGAGCUGCGCCUUGUUUGGGUCAUAUAUGGGGCGGAACUGUUCGAAAACCCAGACAGGACAACAUUAGAUCCGUCGUUCAAGUGGUUCCGGCACUGGGAGGGUCCGUUCCCACUCGAAACCGCGCGAUACAUAUUCCCCACUGAAUACAAGCAAGCCGCCGAGGAAUGA